GGCGACCUUUGCUCAUCUCGUGCCGGACGAGAAAACAAGCACGACUUCUUACAGCAUAGCAAUUGCUGCCUCUAACCCCCUCAAUUAAGACAUACGAGCUUCGCCUGCAGCUUAGCGGCGUCGUGUCGGGCCGGAUUUUUUCGAGCAACCUUUUCUUUUUCCACUGUCUUUCUCUCCAUGUUCUAUCGCGUCCAGAGCGCGUCUCAAGCCCGAUAGCGAGUCCGUUUUGUCGGCGAAAGGGCGACAAUGUAUCUCCCUCGAAGCCUCAUCUCGCUCUUGUACACGCACCUGAUAAACAAACACCAUGCGUUGUCGCCGCCUGUCUUGCUGCUCGUCUCGCUGGAUCCGGACGCGUUAUGCGCCUGCCGAAUCUUGACGGCUCUGUUCAAGCGGGACUAUAUUCCGCACAAAAUCCAGCCGAUCUCUGGCUAUGGCGACCUUGCCCGGGCAGGUGAGGAGCUUGUCCGGCCCAUGCGUACAACGGAUGGAGGAAGCGGAGGUGUAGUGGUCUGCCUGGGCGUAGGUGGAUUAGUGGAUCUGGAAGCUAUGCUUGGACUUGAGGUCGAUGAAGAUGGCCAGGGAGGUAUGGGUGAUGUCGAAGUUUGGGUCAUUGAUUCGCGAAGACCAUGGAACCUGAGCAAUGUGUUCGGUGUGCAGAGCUUAGGCUCUCCGGCGGCGGACGGCCAGGUUGUACCGCACGUUGAGGGGGUGCAACAGGGCAGGAUCACCGAGAAGUAUACACCAGGGAAAGGAGGGAUCGUCGUUUUCGACGACGGCGAUAUCGAAGAUGAGCUCGGCGCAGAGAGAGAGGCGUACUGCGCGCUGGCGGAGAUGCCUGAGCUUGGCGAGGAGGAUCUGGACGACUCGGAUGUCAACGAGGUUGCAGAAUCCGAGGCAGAUGAGGAGAGGAUUCCGGAUUCUGCGCAGCCAGGGCAAAAGAGGAAGUCCCCUUCGGCUGAGGACAACGAUUCGGAGAGUGAGGCAGAUGAAGGGACGCCACGGAAACGAAGGAGGAGUAACUCGAACUCCUCAAUAGAUACAACGCCCGAACGGCCGGCUCGACGUGGAUUGAUGAUCACAUCACACCAACGAUCAGAUCCAGAUCCUCUCGUUCGCUCGGAUUCACCCUCGUCUGUGGCUCCAGCGCCAUCUAGAGAUCAGCAACCCUCUGCGCGAAAGUUAAGAAGACAACUGUUGAAGUUGCGUAGAAAGCACGACGCGGUCAUCAACGCGUAUCAAAACCUUGGAACGUCGUAUUCGGAACCGAUCUCGUCGCUUAUGUACAGUCUGGCAUCGGAGCUUGGACGUGAAGAUAACGACUUGCUGUGGCAGGCCAUUGUCGGAGUCAGCAGCCUCGAAUUGGCCGGGAAAACGAACAACGGUGUUGGCCUGGCACCAGUUUCGACGUCAGGAACAACAUCGAGCUGGACGCGUGACCGAGGCGAGCGUAUACGAUCCGUAUUACGCGACGAAGUGCGAAGAUUGAACCCCACGGAUCUCAAAGACAUUGCACGCGUCGAGAGCAUGGGCGACGCGAACGGCAUCAUCCAAACGCAUGCACGGAGCCCGAAUGAUAAUUCAAUCCGGCUCUCUCCAGAACCCCGACUUCUCCUAGUACGGCAUUGGAGUCUGUACGACAGCAUGAAGCAUUCGCCAUUCUUGGGCACAAAACUGCAUAUCUGGAGCGAGGCAGGCAGAAAACGCUUGGAUAAGCUAUUGGCGAAGAUGGGCAUCAGCUUGACGCAGGGCAAGCAGAAUUACACGCACAUGGACAUGGAGCUCAAGAGGGGGCUCCGGGAACGGCUUCUAAAGUAUGCCCCAAUGUACGGACUGGAUGGUUUGGUCCCGCCACAAGUGAGUCGUGGCGUGGGAGGCAAAGAAGGCUGGGGUUUCGUACGUUGCUGGGGUUGGAAAGCUUGUCUCAGCGCACUUGAUGUUGGUGUCAUUAUCGGUGCCAUUCUCGAAGUCGGCGACAUGGACGAUAAGCUUAAAGCCGCUCUUGACAUGCCACCACCAGUUUCCCGUCACAACUCUGGCAGAGAGACGCCUCGAACUCAGGAGGAAACACCUGUUCAGGAAGAGGUGCAGACGAUGGAUGAGAAGCGGGAAGACGCAAUUACCAAGCGAUUCUGGACAGCGUACGACGCACUGGACAAAGUCUCCAUCUUGACCGAACACAUCCCUACUGCACAGCAUUUGCACAGAGCAAUCUUGCGAACAGGAUCUUCUCUCCUCGAAAAGAGGCAAAUUCGUCAUCUGCGAGCGUUCCGUAUCGGCGUUGUCAAGGAAGGCCCAGACGUGCAGCUUUUUACUCACCCAGGCGCACUUAUCAAACUCGCUUUGUGGGUAGCAGAAGCCAUCACAGAAAUGGAAGGCUCAAAGGGCCGAAAGGGCGGUGAGCUUGUCAUGGCAGGCUUGGAUGAGGCCCGCGGCGUGUAUGUCGUCGUUGGUCUCGGCGGAGGGGCUGAUGUGGUCAAACAAAGAGAGAUUCAACAACGACGUGAAGAAAAACGCAAGGAAAAGGAGAGGAAACGCGAAGAGCGCAAAGCUGAAAAGGAACGGAAGAAGAGGCUGAAGCGAGAACGAUAUGAGGCCAAUGGUCUGGAGUGGGACUCUGACCUCGAAGAGGAGGAUGAUACUGAAGAUGAAGACAGCGAAUCUGAGAGCGAAGAUGAGCUUGAUUACGAGGAGACUGCAAACAAGGGCAAGGGCCUUAAUAGGUUCGGCAUUGCUUUCAGCGAGGCAGUGGAUGAGACAGGCGCGAGAGUGAGACAGGAUAGCUUCGAGCAUUGCGUCGUGGAAGUCAAGAAGGAGGAUCUGAGUAGUUUUCUGGAGGCACUUAGCCUGAAAGCCGUGGUAGGAUAAAUAACUGCGAACUCCGCGUGGACGACGCUGCGCGACGUGAUCACGACAGUGAAUUGGGGCUGGUUUGUCUCUGG
Messenger RNA from Verruconis gallopava, 2939 nucleotides. RefSeq lists its product as uncharacterized. The record is from RefSeq and is a predicted model, not a curated record. Bases 247 to 2865 code for a protein of 872 amino acids. The transcript is spliced from 2 exons. Lineage: Eukaryota; Fungi; Ascomycota; Dothideomycetes; Venturiales; Sympoventuriaceae. Gene Ontology annotation, molecular function: chromatin binding; DNA replication origin binding; single-stranded DNA binding. Gene Ontology annotation, biological process: double-strand break repair via break-induced replication; mitotic DNA replication preinitiation complex assembly; DNA replication initiation. Gene Ontology annotation, cellular component: DNA replication preinitiation complex.